Desarmillaria tabescens is the source of this 1959-nucleotide messenger RNA. RefSeq lists its product as uncharacterized. The transcript has 3 exons. NCBI's taxonomy places the organism in Eukaryota, Fungi, Basidiomycota, Agaricomycetes, Agaricales, Physalacriaceae. The coding region runs from base 1 to 1959 and encodes 652 amino acids. The record is from RefSeq and is a predicted model, not a curated record.
AUGGCAUUUUCCUCCUCGAAUGGUGACAGUGGUAAUCCAAGUGCCGCUGAUAGAGGCUCUCUCAGCUCUUGGGUUGAUCACUGCAUUUUGCUUGAUGGUGGAGUCAAGGCAGACGGAGAUGACAUUGGCAUCAGUAUUGGAAUCAGUUCCGCCAAGGACGUAGGAUCGCAGGAGCAAGGUGGCACCGACGAUGAUGGGAUUCAAGGUGGCGUCAACAUUGAAGGCGAGGCAAAAUGCUCGUAUGGAGACGGAAAUAUCUCGAAGUUCUCCGGGGACAGUGGGACCGCUAUCCCAUGUAGCGGAGACGGGAAUUGCACUGAGAAGAAUCCCCACAACGUCGACAGCCUUGCGACAUCCCACAACAGUCAGAACCUGUUGCCCAGUCAUACCAACGACGAUGCUUCUGGUAAUGGUCUUAAUUCCGAUUACAUUGGGAGCACCGGUGCUGGUAAUUUGUUUGACGGGAUGAAUGUCGGUGUUCACACAGGCCCUCCGAUCCACACCCAGAACCAGAAUCAUAACAAGAACUCACCUCGGGAUACAAAACUCGGGGAUCCAUUGAGCAAUCAGGGUUCACAGAGAAAUAGAGGCGGUGAUCAAUUUGAUGUCGACCAGAAUACAUCUCUCGAUGAUUCUAGCAGCAAUGCCCCAGGCCUCGGUUCUGAUAAUUCAGCCAAAGCCAGAGGACUUAUCGAUCAUAUCCCCCAACCAAUCAAGAGUAUACUUGGCUUGGAUAACGGCGAUGACCGCAACUCAGGAGGGAACUCCGGCGGUUCUUCUACAACCGGACAUCAUCAUGACCAAGGUUCUGGCGACAAGACGAGCUCAGGUGGUACUAGGCCGAGCAAUACAAGUCCUCCAUCGCCCCAACAAGGGGGAGGUAAAUCCAAUAAUCCAGAACCUGGAUCGAGUCCAGGAAAUGGCGGCGAUGGUGACUCGGGACCUCACAAUGCAGGAAGCUCCGGAGGCGCCGCAGGUCAAACUGGCAAAGGUUCUCAAAAUGGACCAGGGGAUGACGGUGGGAAUAACAAUGAGGGCGGCGGAGGUGGCUCUCCGCGUAGUUCUGGUUCGCCUUCUCAAACAAUUCCACCCAUCUCUCGUACUCAACCUUCUGCAUCAACGUCUACUGCCGACGUCGGAUCUCCGGUGAAUACCGGAGAUUCUUCUCAAUCUGAAACUUCAAUCUUGACGAGUCCCCAGUCUUCGAAUUCCGCAACGGAAGCCGCUGAUAGUAUGGAUACUGGAAGUUCUGCCAGUGUCGUUGGCGUAUCCUCGGCUUCAGUCUUCACUUCGACGGUUACAAAAACUUAUGCCGGGUCGAUCAGCGGAAGCCCUACUACGGUCAGCGUCUUCACAACUACAGGUAUAGCCACCAUGAUCAGUCCAUCUGAGACCAGAAAUAGUAUUAACAUGCCAACAAGCUCGCGCCCUUUGAUUGGCGGGAUUAUCGGGGGUAUAAUCGCCUUCCUGGCCCUUUCCGCCCUACUGUUAUUCUUAUUCAUCCGCAAACGACGGCGCUUGAGAAUAGCCAGUAGUUUAUUCAACUUUGAUACGGAGAACUUCGUCGGGGUCAAACGCUCUGCGGAGUCUACUCUCGAAGCUUCUGUUUCUACGCCAGCGACUCAUAUGGGUUCUCCCACCGUGGACAGGAGGAAGUCUACUUUUGGAUGGGAGGACGAUAAAUUCCAUGACCACGAAGUGUCCGAGCCAAGGCAGACAUCUCGAGACAAUACUGAGAAUCCAUUCAGAGACGCAAGCCCUGUUGCGCAUGCUCGAAUGUCGAUCAUUUCCAACCCUUUUGCUGACCCCGUUCCUGUCGUUGAAGAUCCCUUUCGCGACCCUGCUCGGAGGUCCAAGCUUACUCUCCGCGAUUCCGAGACUGGCUCUCUCGUGUCUUUUGAGGAAAGUACAGUGCAGAAAGCCUCUCGGGUACCAAUUGUGUCACCUCGAAGGCUUUGA